Messenger RNA from Helicoverpa zea (corn earworm), 2886 nucleotides. RefSeq names its product LIM domain only protein 3-like. The record is from RefSeq and is a predicted model, not a curated record. Gene Ontology annotation, molecular function: DNA-binding transcription factor binding; transcription coactivator activity. The transcript is spliced from 7 exons. Gene Ontology annotation, cellular component: nucleus. Bases 433 to 1158 code for a protein of 241 amino acids. NCBI's taxonomy places the organism in Eukaryota, Metazoa, Arthropoda, Insecta, Lepidoptera, Noctuidae. Gene Ontology annotation, biological process: positive regulation of transcription by RNA polymerase II.
UCGCCGCGAGUCCUCCUCGACACGCUACGUGCCGGCUUGCCUCCCGCAGUUUCAAACUUUACACGAGCUGCCGACCACCUCGUACAAACGUUCCUUGUCGUUUAAUUACAAGUUUAAUAAAUCAUUUUAAUUGGCCACCGCUACUCUAAGGAUAAUAUCUCUGGGUCGACUGCGUUACCGGCGACUUGCAGGUGUUGGACAUUAACUUAGAAAAGCGAAUUUUCCGUAAACCUAUCUGAAGUGACAAUAAUUGUUUGUGGACAAGUAUUGUAUCAAUUUAUUUUGGUGCUCUAUAUUUUGACUGUGGAUUUGUUUUUCGUGGUUCCUGUUAAGAUUUGUUGGAAAAUACAUGUUUUGUUUGCUGUUUUCAUCGGAAAAUACAGUUUAAAGGAUAGAAGAUUUGUUGUGUGAUGCGCGAGUAACGACCUCGCCAUGAUUCGAGAUCCCCCGGCCAUGCAUAAGCCCGACAGUGCCAACAGUCAACAGGAUGACAAUAAAUACGGGCUCACAGUUAACAGCACGGUCACCGGUAGCACAGGGGGCGCGAGACUAUGCGCUCAAUGCGGGAAAGUCAUUACCGAGAGGUUCCUCCUCAAGGCGAUGGAGAGGUUUUGGCAUGAAGACUGCCUCAAGUGCGGCUGCUGUGACUGCCGCCUUGGAGAAGUCGGCUCCAAACUAUACUACAAGGCAGACCUAAUGCUCUGCAAAAGAGACUACCUUAGGUUAUUUGGUGCCACAGGCAACUGUGUGGCCUGCAACAAAGUCAUUCCCGCCUUCGAAAUGGUCAUGCGAGCAAAGAGUUUCGUUUACCACUUAGAAUGCUUUGCUUGUCAACAGUGCAAUCACAGGUUUUGCGUUGGCGACAGAUUCUACUUGUGCGACAACAAGAUUCUGUGCGAGUACGACUACGAAGAGAGGCUGGUGUUCGCCAGCAUGGCCGCCAAUCCCAGCGGGCUAGCACACAUUCGCCGCCAAGUCAGCGGACUACAGUCACCCACAAGUGGUGGUUACGUGGCCGGAGUGGGGGGUUGCGGCGGCGGUGCAGCGGCCGGUGGAGCGAUGGUCGACAAGGACGGCGGCGGCUGCGCGGGCGCGGAUGACGCGUCCAGUGGCUACGGCAGCCCGCCCGACCCCGACGUGUGUGACGCCGCGCGAUGACCGACCCUGCAGCGCCGACAUCUCGCCUCGGUAAAGCCUCAUUGAGUGUUGGCGAGGCGCGCAGGCUGCCUGCGAGCCCUGGGCGUUAGGGCGAGCAUCUUCGGCAUUGACGAACGUCUUUCUAACGACACAGUUAUAGACACUAGCAUGACGUUCCGUUCCUUCACCCCACAUACAAACUAGCCAUCACCCUACAAAACUACCUUACAUAGAAAAUAGAGUAGUCUGUAAUGCUUUAUUUUUAUAUUUAGUUCAUAAUGAAGUCUUGUGAACCUAAAAUCUGUAAUGAAAUCUCGAAAUAUUCUUGAUAUUAAGGUGAUAAUAAACAGUGAGGUGGCCAGGUAUUCAAUGUUGUAAGCCGACUAAGUGCAGAUCUACGGGCAGAUGUCGGGAAUAUAUUAGUGAGCGGUGCGCGCGAGUACAUUAGACUGGAGGGCGCGAGGCGCGGGCGGCGGCCGACGACUCGGCUCGUGGAUAUGUGGCCACUUUACAAAGUGUCCGGGAUGAGUCGCGAUAACGUUGUUAGAACACGAUAUUUCCAUUAUGUAUACGAUUUGAGCACUUGUUUACAUGUUAAGAUAGCAGCGUUGCGUGGGUAGGGCGCGCGCUCUCGCUUCUACUUUAUUGUACCUUCAGUACCACAUCUUGCGCUUAGCCAAUUUAGACAUGCCCCGUACCAAUAAAUAAGACAGUGGAAAAAAUGCUCAUUACGUGCCCACAACCUUAGGUCUUUAUUUGAAGACAUUAUUUUGAAUUUUACUUAGGGAAUAGAGUAUUAUCAGUAAUAUAUUCCGUUCGAUGUAGCGGCUGGUUCACCCUCGCUGCGGAACGAGCGGAUUGUUUAUCGAUUGUACUUUUUAUCGUGAUACAACGAUUCAGGUCCAGACACUAAAAUAUUAAUUGAUAAAAUCGAUCUCAUUGUUAUGGAUUGUAUGUAUGUACAUGUACUAAACAUAAAUAUUGUUAUCAUACAAGGUAUGAAGUUUUAUUGAUCGUAAUUUCUUACUUUUAUUUACUUUUGAUUGGUUAUGUAUAUUAAUGUUAUUUUUUACCAAAGAUAAGUUUCCGUAGAAGGGUUUUCUAAAUAAGAGAGUCUACAAAAAUGAGCUAAGAUUGUAGAUGUAUAGUGAUAUAUUUGGUACUCUGAAGUGGUGCAAUGGUUAGUUAGGUACCUCUGUAUGAAUAUUAACGUUUAACUGUUUAACAUUUUUGUGAGCAGCCAUCUUAUUUAUAAGCGAUUCUUGAGGUGAUUGUUUGUAAUAAGAGUCACUUAUUUUUGAGAGACAGCUUGCGCUCUCCGCGGCAGUUAUUGAGCGUGUACGAUUAUGAAUAAGAUGGUAUGUUUUCCUUUCCGCCACAGAGCUUCAGUGAAUGUUGAUCGCGCAUUAAAUUGUAACAAUCUUGAAAUACAGAUGAUUAUGCUAAAACUUUAUUUUGUUUAAUAAUAAAACAAGUUGAAACCUCUAUGUAGAUAAAUGCUAAAAUUUUCUAAGAUAGAAUACCUAAUGUAAAAUAAAGAUUUCUACGAUAAAUAUGUAUUUAUGUAAAAAAAUUGAACUGUCGUUACUUAGUACCUACUAUUGGCUAUUGUAAAAUGUUCCAUGAAUUUUUAAUACUACUUACCAUAAAACCGAUUUAAUAAUAUUUUUCAACUUCAUAAACAUCGACAGAAUAUUAUUUCAAUUUGCCGUUAACGUGUAAAUAAAUAUAUUUAUUUAAUGAUUAAAA